This is a messenger RNA of Oryza brachyantha (malo sina), 501 nucleotides long. RefSeq lists its product as uncharacterized. The record is from RefSeq and is a predicted model, not a curated record. The transcript is spliced from 3 exons. NCBI's taxonomy places the organism in Eukaryota, Viridiplantae, Streptophyta, Magnoliopsida, Poales, Poaceae. The coding region runs from base 1 to 501 and encodes 166 amino acids.
AUGGCAAGAUCAAGAAUUGGGGCUGCUCUUCUUGUCUGUGCAGUGAUUUUAGCACUAGAUAUUACUGCUGGCAUACUUGGAAUUCAGGCUCAGGCUGCUCAAAACAAGGUUAAAAAGGUGACGGUGCUCUUCAUCCAAUGUGAGAAACCUGUCUACAGAGCAUACCAGCUGGGCCUCGCAGCUGCAGUACUGCUUGUAGUUGCCCACGCAGUGGCCAACUUUCUCGGUGGCUGUGCCUGCAUCUGCUCUCAGAUGGAGUUCAUCCGGGCAUCCAUUAACAGGAAACUGGCAGCGACUCUUAUCGUGCUCUCUUGGCUUGCUCUCAUUGUCGGAUUCUCGCUGCUGGUCGCUGGUGCCAUGUCCAACUCCAAGUCGAAGACGGAGUGCGGGUUCGUGCACGGCCAUACACUGUCUCUCGGAGGUAUCAUGUGCUUCGUCCACGGCGGGAUCACUGUCGCUUACUAUGUCACCGCCCACGCAGCAGCAUACGAACUUCCUUAA